UCAGCGGGACUAGGCCGCAGGCCAGAUGUUGAGGGGCCGGGUUGGGCCUUUCCUCCGGCUUUGGGGGUCGUGGCCAGCAGGGGCUCUCGGAAGGAGACUCCCGAGCUGCAAGGCCGCGUCGCUGGCGGCAGGCAACUCCCGCCGGUGCUGGAACUGCGGCGAGGCCGAGGGCGCUGCGCGGGGAGAUGGGUUCUUUUGCCCGCAGUGCCACUCCCUGCAGCCCCCUGACCCCGCUCGGGACCAUUUCAGCCUCUUGGACUGCAAACGUUCCUUCAGAAUUGACACUGGGAAACUCCAGCAUAAGUACCAGCAGUUACAGCGUCUCGUCCACCCAGAUUUCUUCAGCCAGAGAUCUCAGGUAACUGAAAAGGACUUUUCAAAGAAGCAUUCGACCCUGGUGAAUGAUGCCUAUAAGACCCUGCUGGCCCCCCUGAGCAGGGGACUAUACCUUCUAAAGCUCCAUGGAAUAGAGAUUCCUGAAGGAACAGAUAAUGAACUGGACAGACAAUUCCUCCUGGAAAUCAUGGAAAUCAAUGAAAAACUUGCAGAAGCUCAAAGUGAAGCUGCUAUGAAAGAGAUUGAGUCUGUUGUCAGAGCUAAGCAGAAAGAAUUGACUGACAGUGUGAGCAGAGCUUUUGAACAAGAUGAUUUUGAAAAAGCCAAGGAGAUUUUAACAAAGAUGAAAUACUUUUCCAACAUAGAAGAAAAGAUCAAACUAAAGAAGAUUCCCCUCUGAUUUCCUGAUCUAAUUGUACCAUUUUAAAAAUAAAAUUUAAUAUAUUUCUUUUCU
Messenger RNA from Suncus etruscus (white-toothed pygmy shrew), 790 nucleotides. It is a transcript of the gene HSCB, whose product is annotated as HscB mitochondrial iron-sulfur cluster cochaperone. Gene Ontology annotation, biological process: [2Fe-2S] cluster assembly; protein complex oligomerization. Gene Ontology annotation, molecular function: protein-folding chaperone binding; ATPase activator activity. Bases 26 to 736 code for a protein of 236 amino acids. The transcript is spliced from 6 exons. Gene Ontology annotation, cellular component: mitochondrion. The record is from RefSeq and is a predicted model, not a curated record. Lineage: Eukaryota; Metazoa; Chordata; Mammalia; Eulipotyphla; Soricidae.